Paramacrobiotus metropolitanus is the source of this 687-nucleotide messenger RNA. RefSeq lists its product as uncharacterized. Bases 175 to 549 code for a protein of 124 amino acids. Gene Ontology annotation, molecular function: hydrolase activity. The record is from RefSeq and is a predicted model, not a curated record. Lineage: Eukaryota; Metazoa; Tardigrada; Eutardigrada; Parachela; Macrobiotidae. The transcript has 2 exons.
GGAGGUUGGGCAGCCUACAGAGCAUUCGAUAUCUGUAUUUAAUGCGUUGGUAAAUGCAGUCCGACAAUUAAAAAAACGAGUGCAAACGUUGGUUUAGUGUCUCAGAAAACGCCUACUUUGCAUAAAUAGAAUUCCUGUUUGAUUUCGACCGGCUAUCAACUCAAAGAAACGACAAUGCCUGCUCUGAACCAAGCUUUGGAUACCAGCUCAAACGACUACCAGAUCUUGCUGAAGACCAUCUACUCGCAGGCCUACGGUGAGACGGAAGCUGUGCAGAGAGCCAUCGCCUGGCUGAUCAAGAACCGCGUGGACCAAUGGGGCGGCACGAUCGCCGGGGUAUGUCGCGCUGCGGGCCAGUUUGAUUGCUGGGAAGGUCAGGAUGACAUCGACAUGGAGGACGCGGAAGUGCGCGAGGGAAUCGAGCGUUGGCUGCCGACCGUCUAUGAAAGCCCGGAUCCCACGCAGGGAGCGACAUUCUACAAUAAUCUGGACAAGGAAGACUGGCCGUCCGUGGAAAUCGAUGGCAAAUUAUUUCAUAGAAAGGAGUAAGCAGCGGUAUUAUCGGCUGCUGUUGUUGCAACCGCUUGCUUUAAUGUGCUAACUUGUUAGUUUAUUGCGCUGCUGAAUAAUUCUUCUUUCUUUGAGCGUCCACCGUUUGACGAAUAAUAAAACAGACCUGUGCACAUG